GCAGCGGCAGCAGAUAAGGUUAGCCUCCACGCUGCUACAAACUCAGAGUGUAUACAUGUCCACGCAGGGGGAACCUCCGCAAGACAGCUGGUGGACGCUCUUUCUAUUUUUUCUGAGAAAAAAAAAAGUGUGGAUAUUUUUUUCACUGUGAGACAUAGUCGCAGAUUCGCGUGUCGAAAGUGCGGGACAACUUGGAAGAAGUGAAAAGGGACUUUUUAUUCUGUUUGUUUUCGGUUUCACUUCUAUGUAUACCAAAAUGGAAACUACUUUCUACGAUGACUCGCUCAACGCGUUCUCCCAGCACGAAAGCGUCGGCUUCGGAUACAGCGGCCCCAAGGCGCUCAAACGCAACAUGACCCUCAACCUGGCCGACCCCAGCGGCGCCCUCAAGCCGCACCUCCGGGCGAAGGCCGGCGAGCUGCUCACCUCGCCGGAUGUGGGCUUGCUGAAGCUGGCCUCCCCGGAGCUGGAGCGACUCAUCAUCCAGUCCAGCAACGGCCUCAUCACCACCACGCCGACGCCGACGCAGUUCCUGUGCCCGAAGAACGUCACCGACGAGCAGGAGGGCUUCGCCGAGGGCUUCGUGCGCGCCCUGGCGGAGCUCCACCACCAGCACAUGCCGGGGGCGAGCGUCGCGUCGGCGCCGGCGAGCGUCAACACCGGAGCGGCUAUUUACAACCGCGCGGACUCGCCGGUCUACGAGGACCUGAACACGUUCACCCCGGCCGUCAGCAGCGUGUCGGCGCCCGGCUACACCACCUCCGCCCCGAGCGCGUCCUUCCCCAUUUACGCGCAGCCCUCCGCCCAUCUCCCGCGGCUCGCCGCGCUCAAAGAGGAGCCGCAGACGGUGCCGGAGAUGCCGGGCGAGACGCCGCCUCUCUCCCCCAUCGACAUGGAGAACCAGGAGCGCAUCAAGGCGGAGCGCAAGCGCAUGAGGAACCGCAUCGCCGCCUCCAAGUGCCGCAAGAGGAAGCUGGAGCGCAUCUCCCGGCUGGAGGACAAAGUCAAGAACCUCAAGUCCCAAAACUCGGAGCUGGCGUCCACCGCCAACAUGCUGCGGGAGCAGGUGGCGCAGCUCAAGCAGAAGGUGAUGAACCACGUCAACAGCGGCUGUCAGCUCAUGUUGACGCAGCAGCUUCAGACCUUUUGAGUCCUUCAAAAAAAAAGAAAGAAGUUGAACCAAAACGGACGCUUCCUGCCUGCUGGAUCCGGGGUUGAAGCGGCAGGAAGACCAAGAGGGCUGUGCAGAGAAAAAAAGCACCCUAGUGUCAUGCACUUGUCCCCGCAUGGGGGGUCUCUGCUCCGGGCCGGGACGGUGACUAUGAACCCAAAACCGGAGCAUGAACUUAAUUCCUUCACGACCGGGACUCUCGACUGACUUUUUCUUGAUUUCACCUCCCGGCUCUGCAUGGACUUGGUCUCGAGUCAGUCAGCGCCAGUGGAGAAAGGCAUCCGGUAUUACAGGUGACCUUUGAACCUGUCAAAUUUCUCGCUGCCGCCAUAUUGGCCCUCACCAACAAAGCGCAUAUGAAAACUUCUUGAGUUCCAGUAUGAGACUAUUUUUCUUUAUUGUAAAGAAGUUUUCUGAAAAUUUCAAGAUUUGUCAUUUUUGAUGGGGUUUCACUCAUUGUUUAUGUAUAUAAGAUCAACUCAGAGUACUUAUGUUUACCAUCUGUACAUUCUUUCUUUUUUUCAUGUCUCAACUCUAGAAAGUCGUCAAUAUUUAAGGAAAUAAACUUGUGUAAAAAAAAGCAACAGUGUGUGUUCUUGACGUCUGUGUGAGGAAAAAGUGGGUGUGACGUGUAAGCAAACAAUACAACAUGUUGCAACAUGUUGCAAGAGCGGAGAGUUCUCACUAUUUACCCGCCGGUUAAAUUCCAUCACUGCUUGUAUCGAUCCACAACAACUCGUGGAGGACGACUAUAAGAAGUUGUAGUCGGGGUUCGGAUGUAUUUGGUCAAAGGAAAGCAGCUGUCAGUUUAGUGUGUCAACAUUGUUUCAUUUAACACACUUUGAAAUAAAGAAAAGUAGUUAAAACGGUAUUGAACAUUUUCAGGUGACAUUUCCUCUCUAUAAAGUUAUAAAACAGGGAAAAGAGAGAAAAAAGAAAUGUGAAACUGCAUUAUUGACAGGCGACAAGUUAA
Messenger RNA from Nerophis ophidion (straightnose pipefish), 2144 nucleotides. It is a transcript of the gene jun, whose product is annotated as Jun proto-oncogene, AP-1 transcription factor subunit. The transcript has a single exon. The record is from RefSeq and is a predicted model, not a curated record. NCBI's taxonomy places the organism in Eukaryota, Metazoa, Chordata, Actinopteri, Syngnathiformes, Syngnathidae. Gene Ontology annotation, cellular component: transcription regulator complex. Gene Ontology annotation, molecular function: RNA polymerase II cis-regulatory region sequence-specific DNA binding; DNA-binding transcription factor activity, RNA polymerase II-specific; transcription factor binding. Gene Ontology annotation, biological process: regulation of transcription by RNA polymerase II; regulation of cell cycle; regulation of cell population proliferation. Bases 245 to 1150 code for a protein of 301 amino acids.